AUGAACGAGACGAUUCUUAGUCUCCAUGAGCCAGUUCUCGGUGAAUACGUUGAAAAGUUUCUUGAGGAGUUUGAAGAAAGAAGGCAGGAAAUAAUAGUUCUAGUUACUAACAUGCCGCAGAAGCACUCAUUUGCAAAUCAUAUCUGUGAAGAGCUAGAAGGAAAAUACACAAAGGACAAAAUCAUAGAACUAGAGGUAGAUAUGCUAAAGUAUGCCUCCAAGGACUAUUUUCUACUAACUAACGCCUGUCUUUACCUAGAAAGGCGAUGGAAUACUGCACUUAUUAAAAGAAUCCUUAAAGAUGCGCUGAACAAUGAAGAAAGCCUAGCUAUACUUCUCUCUCUAAUUACAGAGUCAGCAGAAGAGGAGGUGUGUAGUGACUUCAAUUUAGACCUACAGAUAACUCUACCAGAGAAUUUUGAAGAGGUAAGAAAAGUGCAUGCAAUACUAUCAGAUUUAAGAAGUAGAAAUAUAAUACAGUCUAUUCGGGAUACAUUUACCUCCUACAAAAUUAUUUCAGCAUACAGUGGAAAUGUAUAUUAUACUGUUUGCGAGUUGAAUUCCCUAAUUGAUCUAGAAUCGGUGGUCUUUAAUGACAUUAUUGGAGGAAUUCUUUUAAGUAUAUUGCAUGCAAAGAAAGAUAUUCCCUACUUCUCAAAUAUUCUGAUUAGAGUUAUGAAGAGAAGUAGAAUGCACACUCGAUCGUUCAUUCAGCUGUUGUUAACAGCAUAUAAUCUGAAAGAUGAGAUUUGGGAGAAGCUGCAGGACAUUGUACCACAUCUGUAUGUGCGGCUAGGUUUGGAUAGAAGAAUGGGAGUGUGUCUUCUAUAUACAUUGAAUUUACAGAAUGCUAUAUUGUUAUAUGAAAUACUUAAUGGGCAGGUUCCUAAAAUAGAAGUAUUUGAUAGGUGUACCCAAGGAAGGGAGUCAACUCCAGAUGAUGCAGUGCGCGCAGCAGUAAGAGAUAUCAUAAACAUAUCACAUAAUGAAACUUAUGCCACGCCAGCAAGCGCACAGCACCCAAUGUCCACGCCAGGCAGUAUUUCUAAAAAACCGCCAACUAAGUAUGUAGAAAUAGAAGACAAAGUGCAAUUUUGUGAAUUCUUUAUAAAGGCGACAGCACCGACUAUUACCCAUCUAAACAACAUAUCUAUUGAGUACAUGGAUGUAAUCAAGAACAUGACAGAGCAAGAGAUAGAUCUUCUAGUUGGAGGAGUGCUAGCUCAACAUAGCUCUUUGGUGCAUAAAGAGCUUUUGGUUAACAUGAUAUAUAAUCUAAGAAUAAAAUAG
This is a messenger RNA of Nematocida parisii ERTm1, 1290 nucleotides long. RefSeq lists its product as uncharacterized. The transcript has a single exon. NCBI's taxonomy places the organism in Eukaryota, Fungi, Microsporidia. The record is from RefSeq and is a predicted model, not a curated record. Bases 1 to 1290 code for a protein of 429 amino acids.